GGCCAUUUUUUCGGGGUGUUUGUUGUUUUCUCCCAAGCAGCAGGCUGUUCUCAGGUCGACGCUGAGAGCAGCCUACCAGUCACCCUAUGGCCAGUGUGCAGGAGGGUGAAAUGAUCCCAGAUCAGUGUCUGUUCCGGUGUCAUUCCAUCCCCCCAUCGCGGUACUAGGUGCGCGCCAGCCUCGCGAUAGCCUCGCUUACUAGAAUCAAAGCUCCGCUCGCGAACUGGAUGCUGACAGGCGCGCGGUGCGGUCAUCAUGCAAAGGUUACACUGGAUCCGUUUCAGCGAGUCUCUAAAGAAGCCGCUUCUCCGCAGCACAAUGCGAGGCGGGUAGCGGUAGCAACACAAACUCACGCUCUGACUCACGUUUACUGGCCUGUUUUGUCCACAGCAGGUGUCUAACGAUGGACGCAAGUUUGGGAUUUCCGCAAACGGCAGUGUGUACGCUGGCUCCUCUCGGCGGUAAAGUGGCUUCAUGAGUGUCCAAAGUAACAGUGGAAGUGGUGGUGGAAGUUUGGAGGCGACGCCAUCUUGGUCGCAGCUCUCCUCGUCCCCAACGAUUUCUCAACAACCUAUAACUGCGACGGCAAAGAGCAAGGAAGCCCCAAUGGAGGAGCUGCACAGCCUGGACCCCAGGAGGCAGGAGCUGCUGGAGGCCAGGUUCACAGGAGCCGUCAGUGGCAACACCGGAGGCAGCACCGGGAGCACCAGCGGGGGUGCUAAGGGCCUGGCCAAUGAGUCCUCCAACCACAGCUAUGGCAGCCUGGGCUCCUCCAGUGACAAGGAGUCGGAGAGCUCUGAUUUGAAAAGAGGGAGCUCCCCUGCCUACUCAACCCCGGAGAAGAAGCACUCGGAAUCGUCCAGGGGGAGGAAAAGGAAAGCGGACACCUUUUCAGAGAGUAGUCAAGGGAAGACGUCCACACGUGGGCCCAAGAUCAGCGACUACUUUGAUUUUCAGGGUGGAAAUGGUUCCAGUCCUGUCAGAGGCCUCCCAUCAGCCCGCCGCUCUCCACAGAACUCACACUCUGCCCCGGGCUCACUCGUCCGGCAGAAUAGCUCUUCUCCUACAAGUCUGUGUUUUGUGGAACAGAAUAAAGCUUCCUCCACCAAGUGUGUCCAGACGGACUUAACGGGCCUGAAACUCGCUGCUCUGGAGAGCAACAAGAGUCUGGACCUGGAAAAGAAAGAGGGGCGGAUAGAUGACCUUCUCAGGGCUAACUGUGACCUGCGGAGACAGAUAGACGAACAGCAAAAACUCCUGGAGAAAUACAAGGAGAGGCUCAACAAGUGCAUCACCAUGAGCAAGAAACUGCUGAUAGAGAAGAGCACCCAGGAGAAGCAUUCGUGUCGUGAGAAGAGCAUGCAGGACCGCCUCCGUCUCGGCCACUUCACCACCGUCAGACACGGAGCGUCCUACACGGAGCAGUGGACGGACGGAUACGCAUUCCAGAACCUGAUCAAGCAGCAGGAGGGCAUCAACCAGCAGCGGGAGGACAUCGAGCGCCAGAGGAAGCUGCUGGCCAAGAGGAAGCCUCCAAACCCCGCCUCCCCCUCACUCUCCGUGGCCUCCACCUCUGAACCCAAGCAGCGCAAAACUAAGGUGGUCAACGGCAACGACUCCGACCCCUUCCUCAAGCCCUCCUUGCCCCAGCUACUGACCCUCGCUGAGUACCACGAGCAGGAAGAGAUCUUCAAGCUUCGCCUUGGACAUCUAAAAAAGGAGGAGGCUGAGAUCCAGGCGGAGCUGGAGCGCUUGGAGCGGGUGAGGAACCUCCACAUCAGAGAGCUGAAGAGGAUCAACAACGAGGACAGCUCGGCGUUUAAAGACCAUCCCACCCUGAACGAGAGGUACCUGCUGCUGCACUUGCUGGGCAGGGGCGGCUUCAGUGAAGUCUACAAGGCUUUUGACCUGUUUGAGCAGCGCUACGCAGCUGUUAAAAUCCACCAGCUCAACAAGAACUGGAGGGAGGAGAAGAAGGAGAACUACCACAAGCAUGCAUGCAGGGAGUACCGGAUACACAAGCAGCUGGACCAUCCUAGAAUUGUCAAACUCUACGACUAUUUCUCCCUGGAUACUGACACGUGAGUGACCUCUGACCUCUGCCUGCUGGGCG
This is a messenger RNA of Notothenia coriiceps (black rockcod), 2113 nucleotides long. RefSeq names its product serine/threonine-protein kinase tousled-like 1-B. Gene Ontology annotation, cellular component: nucleus. The transcript is spliced from 17 exons. Bases 475 to 2085 code for a protein of 536 amino acids. Gene Ontology annotation, molecular function: ATP binding; protein serine/threonine kinase activity. The record is from RefSeq and is a predicted model, not a curated record. Gene Ontology annotation, biological process: peptidyl-serine phosphorylation; chromosome segregation; intracellular signal transduction. Lineage: Eukaryota; Metazoa; Chordata; Actinopteri; Perciformes; Nototheniidae.